AUGGCAUUCCGAAAGCGAUCCAAGUCGAGGCAAGAGCAGAAAGCUGAUGAGGGUAAUGGUUUUGAUGAGGGCUCAAGUACAUCAGACUCGGAUAGUAGUGAUAAUGUCUCGGAAAGUCUUUCUGAUAUUGACGAUGCCGAGAUUUCUCCAUACCUACUAACCAAGAAGGAGGCACUGUAUAAAACCAUCAUCUGGGAAGCAAUGCACAAGGAUUAUGUCGAGAAAAGAAGUACUAGAAAAAGAGCCAGAAAAGCCAAGGAAGCUGGUCCUCGGAGAAAGGCAGCCAAAACUUCUACCAAGAAAUCGGAUGAAGGGCAUAGUAAUCUUGCACCGGAAGUCAAAAAAGGACGGAGUUCGAAAAUCAACUAUAAUGCCAUAAAUGAAGAGGAUUGCAGGUUGGAAGAAGGUUUGGAGUCUAACGAGAAAGUCAUCGGUGCAGAGGCUCAAGACGGACAAGGCUAUUAUGAUGAUAAUUAUGAGUCUGAGCAUGAAAACCAGUACAAUGAAGAGGACGAGUCUUAUUAUGCAAAUGAUGAUGGUGAUGAUAACGGGCACAAUGAUGGAUGGUUCUGA
Rosa rugosa (rugosa rose) is the source of this 573-nucleotide messenger RNA. RefSeq lists its product as uncharacterized. The transcript has a single exon. The coding region runs from base 1 to 573 and encodes 190 amino acids. The record is from RefSeq and is a predicted model, not a curated record. Lineage: Eukaryota; Viridiplantae; Streptophyta; Magnoliopsida; Rosales; Rosaceae.